CUACACAAUCUCAGAACUUUCGGUUCUGGCGCCGUCUUAAAGCAUCACAUAACCUCCGCCUCAACUCGCCCCACCCGUGGCGCCCCCGGCACUAGCCCGGAGGACGUGUGUUUGUCUUCACGCAGGUUAUUUGGACGGCUUUAAUUCCUUUCCGGUGUCUCUUACCUGUGUGCGUGUUGUUAAGCCGAUCCACGGUCGCAGAGGAGCAUUCGAUCCGCUUCGCCUGUGGUCGGGAGCGUCACAGCUAUCCACAGUUCGACGGAGCUGGAGAACGUCUCCAUAUUCUAGUCGGAAACGGCAAGAGUGAGGUUGUGUUUCAUCGACAGGUGGUUCAGCCACAAUAUUAAAACCGACCAAGCAUCUAGUAACCAUCGACUAAGACGCAAAUGGUGGACGGAAACCUCUUCAUACCACUGUCUCCGCCUAGCUCGCCGCGCAUGUCAGCGUUCAACGCGACUUCUGCAGAGAACGAGUGGCAAAUCCAAGAGCUCAAGUCCCUGGACCAGGGAUCAGUAAACUCUGAAAGUGACAUGGCUAUGCUGCACGCUGAAAUUUCUGGCCAUCCCAUGGAAAUGCACAGGCGUCCAAUGUUGCGAGCACACAAGAGCUUUCCAUACUCCUUGAAGCCAUCGGGGCAGCCUUUGCAUCGUCUGAACUCUUCGAUGGAUGAACACACCAGUUCACCAUCGUCGCAAAGAGAACGCAUCACCAUCAGUAAUCUUGAGGACCUUGAGUCUGGUGAGCUGCCUACUAUGACUUUUGGUGGGUCUGCGCCUGCUAGUCCUGUCUCCAGAUUGACUCCUCCGUCGCUUAGUGGAGAGAAGAGUGAUGAGCAUGGGGACGAGCAGGACGACUUCCAGGAUGGCGACAUCAUGUCUGGAGACGGGGACGACGAGCAAAAACCCGCAAUGUCCGCUGCAGAACUCCGCGCACAAAAGCGCAAGAUGAAGAGAUUUAGACUCACGCACAACCAAACGCGCUUUUUGAUGAGCGAGUUCACACGCCAGGCGCACCCGGACGCGGCCCACCGUGAACGGCUUGCCCGAGAAAUACCGGGGCUGAGUCCUCGACAAGUCCAAGUUUGGUUCCAGAAUCGGAGGGCGAAGUUAAAACGGUUAACGACUGAUGAUCGUGAAAGGAUGAUGAGAUCCAGAGCCUUGCCAGAUGAUUUUGACAUGGCCCAGGCACUGCACUCACCGUUCGGAACAACUCAUGGAAUGGGAACACCAUUGGCAUCCCCUGGGUCAUAUACACCAUCGUUUCCUGAAGGGAACAUGAUGCGGUCGCUCAGCAUCGAUACUUUACGACGAAUGCCGGACGGAAGCCACAUAUCUCCUACCGGUAUUAGCCCUGCCUUUGGGGGAUUCGCUUUUACUCCACCACAGUCUGCGACUGAAAACAUAUCCCCUGUUUCUACUGGCCAUGAAAACUCUUUUGGUUACGCAUCAGCGCAAUUUGACGGAAGCCCUAGGAGAUCGAAUCCCUUCAUUGGAACCAUGUCGAUGAGUACAUCGCCAGCCUACGCAGCACACCCCAACAUCCCUCGUCUUCAACUUCACGCCGAUCGUGUUUCAAGAACGCGGGCUGAGUCUCUCUCCUCUCCACUGAGGGCGAGUAUGACGUACAGUAAUGCUGGAAAUGAUGGGGGGCUCAACGCACCCAAUGAUCACUCCCACCAGCAGAUGGAAAAUUCGCACAUGGGCGGUGAACAAUCUCAAAAGCCUUUCUCGAGUUCGAUGAUGCCGUACGGACUUGGUUACUCCUACUCUCAAAUCCCGGGCUUUCAAGCAGGAGCCACAACACGCGUUCGUUCCCUGUCCGGCAGCGUGCCCAGGCGAAUAGAGCUCAGCACACAUUACACACCAAGCCGCAGUGCAACAACGCCACAAACGGCGACGUUUCCCAAUUAUACGAGCUCACCACUCAUCACACCACAAAGCUUCCAGAUGCCUCACAUGAGCGCGCCACACCAUAUUACCUCCUUCCAGAACUCUUACCUGCGCCAGGAUGUUGGCCACGGCGAUUCGUAUCCACAAGUCGGGGCUGUACUGGGGGAAAUCCUUGAAGGGUCAAACCAGGAAAACCAAGAGUCGAACGACAGCUCGACUCAACUCCAGCAAUCGUUCUGACCGGCUAGAGAACAAGUACAGUACUAGGAAAUGUCUGCGUAUACUCGUCUGCAACUGUUGAAGUCUCUCAUACCUUUUGGCCAAUCGGCAUCAAGGCUACAGCAACCCUUUUGAACGACCUAUGAGGCCGGCAGGCCACCUCAGACGGCGCCACCUAUCACUACACAGCACGGGCAUUAGCAUACUUCCAACCUUGCUUCGGAACGAAUACUGGUAUUUUACGGAGCUACCUCAUGCAGCAGCAACGGAGUUUACGCUGAAUUUCGUCCUAGUACUCUAGA
This is a messenger RNA of Mytilinidion resinicola, 2410 nucleotides long. RefSeq lists its product as uncharacterized. Gene Ontology annotation, biological process: regulation of transcription by RNA polymerase II. The record is from RefSeq and is a predicted model, not a curated record. The transcript has 5 exons. NCBI's taxonomy places the organism in Eukaryota, Fungi, Ascomycota, Dothideomycetes, Mytilinidiales, Mytilinidiaceae. Gene Ontology annotation, molecular function: RNA polymerase II transcription regulatory region sequence-specific DNA binding; DNA-binding transcription factor activity, RNA polymerase II-specific. Bases 387 to 2129 code for a protein of 580 amino acids.